This is a messenger RNA of Rotaria sordida, 7140 nucleotides long. The record is from the annotation of a GenBank genome assembly. NCBI's taxonomy places the organism in Eukaryota, Metazoa, Rotifera, Eurotatoria, Philodinida, Philodinidae.
AGAUUUUCCAGACUGCAAUAUUUGGGAAAGUUUAACUGCAAUCGAUCAUCCUAGUAAAAAAUGCUAUGAGACUCAACUUAAAAAUCUGAAUGCGUUAUCAAUUCAUAACCUUUGGCUUGAACAUUUAUGGUUAAAUUAUAUAAUAUUGUCUGCACGCGUUGUUUUGUGGCUCUCUGCUUUUACACAUUAAUGCUUGUACAUCGUAUUCUUUAUUACAUGGAUUAUUAUGAAACUUUUAACGAAGAUGAAAGAUCAUGUGAUUACGUUUCUGAUAUAAUGGUAAAACGACUUGUUGUUAGCGUUAUUAUUUAUUUGUUAGGACACAUUAGUGGUGGUCUCAUUCUGGGUAAAUAUAAUGGCCAUGAAUCAUCUUCCGUUAGUGAUAUCAUUUCAUAGUUUUUAUUAUUAAAAUAAGUCUAUGGUUGAUUGCUUUAGAUUUUUUCUUUUAUUGUUAUCAUCGUGCAUGUCACACUAUUUCUUUCUUAUGAAAAAUUCAUAGCUUUUACAUCAUCGUAGCAAACAUCCUACAUCGAUAUAAUCGAUUUUAGCUAGUAAUAAUUCUACGAUCGUUCUAUCAUACAAAGAAUUGUUUCACAGAGGUAGCUACAGAGACGCUAGUAGAUCUCUGAGAUAAAUCAAUGUUUUGCAAAUAUUCUUUUAUCCUUUCAUAUUCGCAUAUGUACAUUUACAGGGUGAUUCAAAAGUCAGUUUACCGACAAAAAAUUGAAUAUCUCCGUUACGGCUCAGGCAAAUGAGUUGAUUUUUUAUCAAUUCAAGAAGCAUAUUCAAAGUUUAUAUCCAUAAAGACAUGCCCAGAGAAAUUCUUUGUUAAGGCCCCCCUCAGAAAAUCGAUUUUUUUCAAACAAUAUCGAAAUUGAGUUUUUACCACAGGAAGAUAGAGCGAAGCUUCCUCUUUCAGAAUAUAUAUAUAGAUUUUUAGAAAAUGAUCAGUUUUUCAAAGAUUUGUCAGAUUAGACUUUAACUUCCCUACCAUAUUUUCUGAGAAAUUUUCAUGGUUUUUUUAAAGUUUUUUAGUUUUGGAAAAACUCCGUUACUAGUUCAAUUAUCAUUGAAUAGAACAUUUUCAUAUUAAGCCGCAUGUCAGAUGGCAUUAGUUUUACUGGAUCUUUUACGCGCCUUAAAAUAGUUUUAGAAAAUUAUUCCGAAAUAUCUCAUUUUAAUAUCAGUUUUUUGAAUUUGACCGAAAAAAAAACGACUUCUAAAACUUCUUUAAGCUUUUUCUCAGAAGAUGAUUUUCAAUCAGAAAAAUUCGAACUCCUCCCUCAUUUUUCGAGCUAUUGCCAAUACUUUUUUGUUUUUGUUUUAAAGGUCUUGAUCAGAGUAAACUUUUGUCCGAACGGGUUUUUGAAAGUUGGUUCCUGGCCUGAGAAAAGUGGAAUUUACUGUCGUUGAACUACCAUUUUUUAUGCUAAUUUUGAGAGUCUCGCACUAAAACACUCAUAAAAAAUAACUAGGAUGGAAUAUGAAAAUUCUCUUCGGAUAAAAGUUUCGUACUGACAUCUUUUUUAAUUUGAAACCAGCCCGAGCUCUCGAACUCUUCUUAUGACGCAUUUAUAUCAAUUCUUCUAAAGGGCAAAAAUGACCCAUCAAUCAGCUGGAAAUCUUGUCUAGUAUGAUCAAUCGAGCUGAAAUUUUUCCUAGGAGCGUAUCUAUCCAAGAUCAGUCAUCCCUGAAACGUUUCACCAUGAAAAGACCAUUAAAAGUGGAAAAUCGUUUCUGAGAAACCCCCUUAAUUAUCAAAAUAAUCAUAGACCACAUGCGUUUCAAAAACAAAAAUUUGAUAAAUGUCUCUUAUUAAAUGUUUAUCUUAUAUUGGAAAUAGAUUAUUUUCCAGAAAGAAUAGAACAAGUCUAUUAACUUUUCUAAAUAAAUAAAGAGAAUGAAAAAUGUUGGAAUUUAUUGUAGAAACAGAGAAAAAAAGCACAUAGAUCAUUAUUUUCUUAAUUUAUAUCUCAAUAAUACGAAACCACAUGUGUGUGAGUCAUCAAAUAAAUAUCGAAUACACUACGAGGAACCACAUCUCAUUUGAGUGAAAUCGAAAAAAAAGCAAAAAACAAAAAAAAACUCACUGAAAUCUAUUAAAUGACAAGACAUAUUUAAUGAUAUAUUUAACUUGCACUAAAAUUCCGUUUUACGUAAACGAUGUUGCUACUCUAGAGUCAAUGUGACUAUAGUUGAACCAAUAUUCUAUGAAUGAAGAUGCCCUAUAAUAGGAAGUUAAUCAAUUAACUUCUCUCGUUUAUUCUUAUUUGAAGAUAUGUUAUAUGAAUAACUAUUCUUCGAUUCAAUCAUUUUGAUUUUAUUCGAAAAAUUGAAGAGAAAAAAAAAACCAACGUAAAUAACUAAUCAUUUAUUUCUAUGGUAUCAUUUAAUUAUCUUUGAAUAUUUUUUAUUUAUUUUCACAUUUCUAAACAAAACCAAAACUAGAUCACUGAUGCAAUUCUACCUUUACUUUUAUUUUAUUUCAAUUUAUUUUUAGAUAUUUAUAUAAUAGAAAAGACUAUUUUAUGAUAAACUAGUUUGUUUUGCAAGUUCUUAUUAUAAAAAAAAAAAACAAAAUGAUAGAAAGACAUAAACUAUCAACACCGAUUUCCAUCGUCGAGUGAAGACUAACCUACUAUUUUUAUAUAUAAAAAUUUAUUAUAAAAACAAAUCUAUCCAAGGAACGAGUGAAAUAAAUAACCUAUUGAAUAAAUAAUUAAAAAAAAUUUAUUUUCUAGAUAAAAGACAUAAACGAUUUGUUUUUAUUUUAUUCCUAUAAAGGAUAUCUACUCUUAUUUAAACUAGAUAGAUUCAUCUCAUUUUCAAAUAAAAUUAUCUUUAAAACGGUAACAUAUUAUAUGACAUAACACCAAGAAAGAUAUAUAAAAGAAGAUUUAUUUAGAAUUGAUUUCAUUUCUAAUCGAGAUAUAAACAGAUAUUUUAUCAAUAAACGAUAGAUAUUGAACAUUUAUCAUUAAAAUCACAAAACGACUCUUCUCUAUUCAAUAUUAUUAUUAUUCGACUAUAUUUAAUAUAAUCAUCACUCAAUCAUCUUAAUAGAUUAGAUUUCCUUAGAUUAUUCAAAUCAUCUUUUUAACCAAAGAAAAAAAUCGAAACAAUAUUGAGAAAACUUUCAAGAAUUAUUAUUGAAAUAAAAAGAUAAAAUAGAACUAUCCUCUUAAACGAUGAUCGACAAAUCUAACAUUUUCAAUCUCUCACUCUUCUUCUUUAUUUAUUCAAUUCGUUUAUUUUUCGAUAUCUACUAGAAAUAUAUUAAUAAAAGAAAAAUCUUAUCUAUUUCCGAGUUAUUUUCGUCUAAAUAGAUUCGAUCAUCAUCAUAAACCUAUUAAAAAUAAAAUAAUCUACUCGCAUUUAUUUAACCUUGAACGUUAACCGAGUGAGUUGACAUUUUGAUAAAGAUAUAUCGUUUAUCAAUAAUAGCUAUAACAGAAUGAACAUCUCAGUCAAUAUAAUUAGAUUCAUUUUUCGAGUAAUUUAUAGAUCAUUUCAAAUUCUUUUUUUUUUUUUUUUUUUUUUUUAUCCAAUUCGGAUGAGAAGUUCGAAAUGGGAAAAUAGAAAAUCGAUUUUAUGUUCAAUAAAUAGAGAAAAUUACUCCUAGACAUUUUUUUAUCAGGCUUAUCAACAAAAAUCUUCAUUUUCUCAUUAUGCUUCAUUCUUUCUAUUGUUAAUUGAUCAAAUAAGUGUGUUUUUCUUCAGAUAGAAAGUUAGAUCAACAUGAGAUGAACAUUUUCUUUUCAGAAAAACUCCUUCUAGAUAGAGGAUAUUCUAGAUGAUUAUUAAACCAUAAUAAAAGAUAUAUUCUCCUCUCAUUGUUACUUUUCGCAAAAUCUAAAAGGUCAAUAUCAUAAUAAAGAUUUAAUACAAUAACAAAAGAAAUUGUUCCCAUCUGAGGGUUGACUUACGAAAUGAGUAGAGAGAUAUUUAAUACCCACAACCUUAAUUCUAUUCAUAAUCAAUCUUGUCAAACAAUCAACUUAUUCAUAAGAUUAGCAGUUAAAUAUCACUCUAAGAAUAAAAUAUCGAAACGAUCCGCAUUAGAAGAGAUUUUUUCUUCGAUUUACAACUUGAACAAAAUGACUGAAAAUCGUCUUUCACUAGAUACUUAUGUUUUCGUAUAGGAAAUAGUCCCUUUUAUAGAAAAAUCUUUUAGAUUUAUUUAUUUAUAAAUAACUUGUUGAAUGAUCUUUACUUUUUAUGAAAGAAUUAAUCUAGUCAAAUGUCAAGAUCAGAAUAACAAAUAGAAAAUACUGAAUCAGAAUUGUUCGUCACUCUAUUGAGAACUCUUAGAAUAAAAUAACUCUGACCAAUAAAGAAAACUUUAUUCUUACACUCACUCUUUGAUUUUUCUUUUAUUAUUACAAAAAAUAAUAGUAAAACAGCUGCUUCACAAUUGUUCACUUUUCCGAGCAACGAAACGGUGAGAUAAAAACAUUCAACCUCAUUUUCGAACUCCUCACACGCAAUAACUUACAGGUAACUCUCAUCAAUGUGAUAGAAAACGGGAAUUAUAUAAAGACUUGUUUAAUAAACAUCUAAUAAACAACUAUUCGAUUUUGAUUUAGAAUUAUAUUUAUAAAUUCUAUUUAUAUUAAUAUAAAUCUAUACUCUUAAAUAACAUUUUCAUAAUCCGAAUUUUGAUUAUGAACAUUUUAUAUUGAUUUCAAUAAAAUCAACUCCUUUCUCAUAUGACUAAUAGAAAAAAAACCCGUAUAGAUAAAUACGAAAGAAGGUACCUUAUUAAAAUAUUCGAGCCAUUUGAGAUUUGAUUGGCAUGUUGUAGAGAUAAUCUAUAAUAAAUGUGGAAACCUCGGAUUUAAAUCCGAGAGUUAUGUGUACUGAAGAAAAGUGAAUGAGACAAAUCGAUCAUCCUAGUAUGUGCGGAUAUAAAAAUUAGCCUGGCAAAUCCUUUCUAUAAACACUUGAAUUCUAUUGGUUACUGCUCAACCAAUAGGAUUUCAGGGUGAAUACAGCUUAGAUUUGGACUCUUCGCCUUGAGUUAUCCUAAGAAAUGCAUUUUUCCUAUAACUUGAUUUCUAUUGGUCAAUGCUCAACCAAUGGGGCUUCGAGUCAAGUGAAUUACAGAUUCAAGUUCUCCAUCCCAGAAAACCUCGAAGUAUCAUCUGUGUGAUCGGAAGAUAGAGCUCGAUUUGUGGACCAAUUAGAGCGCAGACAAAAACAGAACCGAUUUCGGUUUAUUUAUCUUUGCAAUAGGUGAGCUAGCCUUCUUGUUUCUUUAUGUUUUAUAUACCAUUUUGUAGCUCUUGAAAUUCUCUAUCGAAUGGUAUAUAAUAGUUGGGGUUUCAUUUGACAACGAUAGGGAAAGUGUUUUACGAAAGUGGCAAUAGGUCGAUUUUCCUAUAGAAAGCCAUAGGGAAAAAUGAGUAUUUUUGCAAUAACUCGGGAAUGGCUCGGCAAUUCUUCUCAUCUUCGAACUCGACCCAGAUAUUGUUGAGACUAAACUGUGUAGAAAAUUUCAUUGCGAUCGGACUCUCCUUUCAAAAGUUAUCGUGUAAACGGACGGCCGGCCGGACGGACACACUGACCGAUUCGUCGAGUGUACUCACUUUUUGAGUACACAAAAAACCUUUUUCUUAUUGAAAACUUAAUUUCAUUAAUUAAUAAUCUUUAUUUUUAGAAUGAACAUAAUACAAUGGUUGAAGGUUAUACACUUUUAAAAUCUAUUGAAACAUUACAAAAUGAAUUAAAAACAAUAAAUACAGAUGAUAAUAAUAAAAUUCUCAAUGAACUUAUUGAACAAUAUCAUGAACAAUUAAAAAAUUGUAAUUCAUCUUUAGUUGAAAUUAUAUCUAUCUGAUAAGACAAAUACAAAUAAAUAUAAAUACAUUUGAUGAUAGUUGUCAAGAAAUUGAACAUACAAUAAAACAACAAUGUAUUUUAUUUAAACAAUUUAUUGAUAAUAAUCAUAAUAUUUUACCUGAUAAUUUAAAUCAACAAAUACAAAUAUUAAAAAAUUUACAACAUGAAAUUGAAACAAAAACAAAUUCAAUGAUUGAAACAUUACAACAAACAACAAAAGAAACACCAAUUAAUGAAACGAAAAUUGAUUAUUUAAUAAAUGAUAAUCAACAAUUAAAAUUAGCAAUUCUUAACAUAAAACAUUCAUCAGAAUCAAUAUUCAAAUCUUUUGAUACAAUAUCAACAAUUGGUCAUGGUCUACUUGAUAAUUAUUCUCAAUAUACACAAUUAUGUCGUUCAAUUCAAUCACCACUUGAUAUAAAUCAACAAAAUCGUCAAACAUUUGAAUAUGCUAUGAAAAAUACAGAAGAAAUAAAUACAUAUAUUGAAACUAUUUAUAUAAAACUUAAAUCAAUUAUGUCGAAUGCAGAUUAUCGACAUUUAUCUACUUUAAAUGUUAUUCAACAACAUUUACAAAUUAUUUCUAAUCAAAGUCAAUAUCAACGAGAAAAAAUUCGUCCAAUACUUGUUAAAAAACAAGCUCAAAAUGAAUUAGUUGAAUCUUCAAUAAAUUGGUUACAAGAUACUAUGAAACAUUUAUCUAUAAUUUCAAUUGAACCAAUAUCUAUUCAAUAUGAUCAAACAUUAACCCUUUCAGUCCCGUCGGGACUGAAAGGGUUAAAUCGUUUAAAUGAUUUAUCAAAUGAAAUUCAAUUAAAAUUAUUACAAAUUCAAGAAAUAAAUUUAAUAAAAAAUAAUAAUAAUCCUUUAUUUGAACAAAAUCGUUUAAAAUUAAUCAUAGAUUUAGAAAAUACAAAAGAAACUAUUAAUAAUUUAAUAAAUAAUCGUCAACAAAUACAAAUAACUGUUCAAAUACUUGAUCAAGCAGUUUUAUUAAUUAAUCAAAAUAUUAAAAUUCUUCGAACAAAUCUUGAACAUUAUCAAUUAUCAAAUAAUAAUAUAGAAGAACUUCAAAGAUUAACUAAUACUUAUAUAAAACAACGUUUAAUUCAUUUUGAAAAAUUAUCAAUUGAACAUCAAAAUGAAUAUAAAAAUUUCGAAAAAAAUCUUCAAUUAUUUCUAUUAAAUAUAAAUAGAUUUAAACAAACAUUACAAAUACGUUUAAUGCAAAUAACAAUUGAUGAUAUGAAAAUAAUUUAUAUAAUAACACCGCAAUUGUGGUGUUCUGCUGCCAACUAA